CCGGCGACCGUAUCGCCAUACCGGUUGGAUGAAGCGCAGGCCCUAAAAGCUGCCCGAGCACUCCUAAAGCACAUCUCGACCGCGCCCGCCGACGAGAACACCAAACCCAACCUUCUGGAAGACCCCGAAAACCCCGCCGACUCGGCCGUGCCGCUGUGGCUACAGCUCAACACGAAAAAGUACAUGACCGACACCCGGAAGCUGAAACCCCUGCGGAUUGCGAUCCCGCACGCGCUGCUCAACCCGACCACAACGACCGUCUGCCUGAUCGUCAAGGACCCCCAGCGGCACUUCAAGGACCUAGUUGCGAGCGCGGGGCUCUCCAACGUAGUCACGAAAGUAAUCGGCGUGGGCAAGCUGCAGAAGAAAUACAAAGCCUUCGAGAACCGACGACAGCUGCUCGACAGCCACGACGUAUUCCUUGCCGACGACCGGAUCAUCACGAUGCUCCCCGCGACGCUCGGCAAGCCGUUCUAUCGGCAGACGUCGAAGAUCCCGCUGCCGGUGACACUCGCGGCCGGCAACGACUCGCCCGCCUACCUCAAGACGCAGGUCGAGAAGGUGCUCAAGAGCACGUACGCGCACCUGUCCCCCUCGGCCACCACCGCCGUCCGCAUCGCCCUCUCGAGCAUGACCCCCGAGCAGGUGGUCGAGAACAUUGUCCGCGUCGUCGACGACCUCACCAGCAAGAAGGUCCCCGGCGGUUGGAAGAACGUCAAGAGUCUGCACAUCAAGUCGCCCAACAGCGCCAGCUUGCCCAUCUACAUGGCCGCGGACGUGUACGGCGAGGAGGACGUGUUGACGCCCGAUGAGCAGCAGGAGCGCGCGCUCGCGCUGGCGAAUAAGGCUGCGGAUAGGAAGGAGAAGAAGGAGACGAGGAGUGCGAAGAGGAAG
Tricharina praecox is the source of this 894-nucleotide messenger RNA. Its product is annotated as ribosomal protein L1p/L10e family-domain-containing protein. Lineage: Eukaryota; Fungi; Ascomycota; Pezizomycetes; Pezizales; Pyronemataceae. The transcript is spliced from 2 exons. The record is from RefSeq and is a predicted model, not a curated record. Gene Ontology annotation, cellular component: 90S preribosome. The annotation marks the transcript as partial.